CAAGUGAAGCGACAAAUGCGGGAUAAACUUUAACGCCUAAUCAUCUCCUUCACCGAACAGUCGCUCUCGAUUCUCUGGCUGCGGGCGAUCGCUUCCUUGUCAAAAGCCUUCUGACCCUUGAGAGCCAGUCAUCCGGAUGAACAUCGCGUUGAACUGGAAGAGGAACGUCUCUAAUUUGAGCAGAGCUCCUGGCAGCAGUGCUUGGGACGCUUGCUACUGGCACCCAUGGCAGAACCGAAGGGCAAGCGCCUGAAGACUUGCUUGCCUAGCUGUAACUCCCACCGGCCGCUGCCCGGCGCCCAGGUGAAGCAGAACUACCCGUUGGAAGUGGAGGAGUCAGUGUGCGGACUUAUCACCUUCUUCUACGAGGUGUCCUACAGGUUCCAGGCUCUGGCGGAGAUUUUUGAACAGGAUGAUGUUGCGCUGCCCAGAGUGGCUGGCUAUUUCCACAAGAUAACUGAAGAGGAGGAGCAAAACGCACAAACCUUACUCGACUAUCAAGCGGAUCGCGGAGGACACUACUGCCCCAAAGAUAUUCAGAAACCCCACACCCUGAUGGUGCGCAACCUUCUCCAGGCACUGGAGAUCGCCCUCGACCAGUGGAAAAACGCCGCCUCCUUCCUGGAGGAACUCUGCACGCUAAGCAAAACCCAGGAGGACCCUCACACCGCCAGCUUCAUCAGGAAACGCCUACUCGUCCCCAAAGUUCAACAGAUCAAGGUGACCGGUGACCUCCUCACCAACGCCAAGCGCCUGGGCUGCACAGAUGGUGGAGAGAGCAGCUUCGGCGAGUACCUGAUAGACCAUCUCCAGGAGGAGCUGAGAACCGCAGUCUGAAAUAUCCCUCGGCCUUGCUCCACCUCCAAAUACCAACGAUUGGGACAUCUCCAGUAUCAACGUGUCGAGUUUCAAAACACAUUUCCCUCCCUUUCCUAGAUGAAUGGAUUUUGAGAUGCAAAUGAUAUUCUUAACCCUACGCUAUAAGGUUCACUUAAGAGCAAUGAAAUGGGUAAAUCAGUAUGGAUAUCAGUGUUUGUUCCACAGGAAGCUUCAUGGGAGUUUUACGGUUGUUUGGAAGGGUCACCAAAAUUGGAGCCACCCCCAAUCUCCCCAAAUAUGGCAUUUCUGUGAAAUUGGACCGUUUGACCAAGGCCACUGAAGUACAAUCUCUUGGUUUCUUUAUUAUUGAGAAUAAAACAGCGAGGUAUAUAAAGCAUAUAUUAGCGCAAAGUGCAGGAGGAAUUCAGCAUCUGAGGAGAGUAUAGGCAGGCAACAUUUCAACUCAGGAUUUUGAAGACCCAAAUGUCAUCUGUCCAUUCCCUCCACAGAUGCUGCCUGAUUUGCUGAGUUUCUCCAGCACUUUGUGUAUUGCUAAAGAUUCCCCCAUCUCGCAGAACCUAAUGUCGUUUUAAAUGCAAAUCUAUCCACUUGCACAGAUGGAGUGUUUGUUGCAAUUUCUUAGUCUAUCCUGUCAAUCUGGUCUCUGAUAAGGCCAGAAUGAAAUUGAUAAUUUUUUUAAUCCAAAUAAUGAAAGGGUGGACAAUCAGAAUCUUCUUCCCAGGGUGGAAAUGUUGAAGACUAGAGGGCAUAGCUUUAAGUUGAGAGGGGCAAAGCUUAAAGGAGAUGUGCGGGGCAUUUUCACACACACACACGAUUAGAACAUACUGCCACAGAAAUAGGAAGAUAUGAUAGUGGCAUUUAAGAGGCUUUUGGAAAAGCACAGAGAUAUUGAUCAUGUGCAGGCAGAUGAGGUUAGUUUAUCUUGGCAUCGUGUUGGACAUGGACCCAGUGGGCCCACGAGCCUGUUCUUGUGUUUCAUUGUUCUAUUGCCUCCAGCCUUUGAGUCCAGUGGGUCCAUUAAAACUCCCAUCGAGGACUGUCCUUCAUUCCCAAGCUGUAGCUCUAAAGUAGUGGAAAGUAACAGCAAGUAACAACAAUGGGUGGCUCGUGGAGCUGCUGCCUCACAGCGUCAGAGAUCUGGGUUCAAUCCCAACCUCGUGUAUCGUCCAUGUGGAGUUUGCACGUUUUCCCUGCGACCGCGUGGGUUUCCCCCGACAUCUAGAUUAAUUGGCCCUCUGUAAAAUUGCCCCUAAAAAUGCCAUAACAAAGAAAACAGUUGGCUCUUUCUGGUGGCAACUUCAAGCCCCUAGGUCAAUGCAUCAUGCAUCUUACUUCUCUGAUAGUUUGUAAUUUUUCCAUUAUUAUUAGUAGAGUUAGAUGACCAGUGGAUCUAAUACUCCAGCAGCACCCUCUUUAAUUAACCAACCACCUGCAUUCAGUAGAAACAAAGGAACUGCAGGUGCUGGUCGACACAAAAGGACACAAAGGGCUGGAGUAACUCAAUGGGUCAGGCAGCAUUUCUGGAGAACAUGGAUAGAUGAUUUUUGGGUCAGGACCCUUCUUCCUUCCCUGGUUAAGAUGAAACCUUGCAAAACUCAACACCAAAUUGUUCUGGUGGAUUGAUUUAUCUUAUAGGGACUAAUGUAGUGGGAAAGUGAAGUGACGAGUCUUGCUGCCAACUGGGUGGUAGACAUGGUUAGGUUUAUUAUUGUCAUGUAUACCGAGGUCCAGUAAAAUGCUUUGCUUUGCAUGGUAUUCAAGCAAUUCAGAUAAUACCAUACAUAAUAAUGUACAAUGGGUAGAGCAAAGGGGAAGACACAGUGCAGAAUGUAGUUCUCAGCAUUGCAGCGUAUCAGUUCCAUAGACAAAGUCCAAUGUCAGCAACGGGGUAGAGGUGAAUCAGACAGUACCCUAGCUUAUGGAAGGGCCAUUCAGAAGCUUGAUAACUGAAGGGCCAAAUGUGUUGCCGAGACUGGUGGUGCGCGCUUUCAAGCUUAUGUUCCACCUGCUAUAGAUUAUGCUAUUGAUUAUGUUUUUUCUGCUUUUCAAAGGCAGCGUGAAGUGUAGAUUGAGUCAGACUUCAAAUCGGAUAAUACCAAACAUAAAUACAAUCGCCAGACGCAAGUACAGUAGCUGGAGCAAAGGGGGUGACAGUGCAGAAUAUAGUUGUCAGCAUUCUAGCGCAACAGUUGCAUUGUAGUGCAUUAUCCAGAGACAAUGUCCACAAUGGGGUGGAGGUGAAUAGGACAGUAUUAGUGCUUAAUUAGUGUUAGCGAUGUGGUUAGUCUGUUACUAUUUAAACGGACUCAAGACAUGCACUUCUGUGCAAAUUUACAUUUAAUUUUACACUCCAUUUCGUGUAAACAUGUAGGACAUUUGAAUUAUGACACUCCUUUCAUUUUUUUUCGCAAUGGGAAGUGUUGGAAAGGGGGGGGGGUAUUCGAACAGAGCGGAGACAGUGUGUGUUUGAGAUCCUCCCACGGCCUCGCUACUUUCUCUUCCGCGACCACCGGUGAUCUUAACGCGCUCUCACUUCACAGAGAGCCGAUGACAGGGCGGGCGGGCUAUGUGCAGUUAUUCCAUCCCGUUUGACUCCUCCGUAAACCAUAAUUAAAAUGUACAGAUUUGUAACAUUUUCAAAGUCAUUUGAACAUUUUAUAGGGAAAGAUUUUAUAAGAAUCUGAAGGGUAUUUUUUUUCGCACGAAGGGUGGUGGGUGUAUGGAACGAACUGCCAGUCGAAGUAGUUGAGGCAGGAACUAUCGCAACGUUUAGACAGUUACAUGGAUAGACUGGUUCAGAGAAAUAUGGGCCAAACGCAGGCAGGUGCAGGUGGGAUAAGUGUAGAUGGGACAUGUUGGUCGGUGUGGGCAAGUUGGGCCAAAGGCGCUGUUUCCAUGACAUUGAACUAUUCUAUUGAGAAAGGAAUGUAUUCUUAAAACUGCUGUUGAUGACUACUUCAAGUAUUUUCAUACAGUUUAAACCGUCUUUAACACCCCAUGAAGUGCUGUAUGUAUAUAGAUAGAUGAUUCUAUUCACUAUGUAGUGGAAUCGAUUCUUUUUUCUGCAAGAUUGAGAUAUGUUUAUCUGGCGCGGGUUUAUAAGCUUUUAUAAUGUUUGGAAACGGUGUCCCUCAUUUACAAUAAAACGCCUGGGUAGAGAA
Messenger RNA from Leucoraja erinaceus (little skate), 4001 nucleotides. RefSeq names its product Ferritin light chain, oocyte isoform-like. Gene Ontology annotation, biological process: iron ion transport; intracellular iron ion homeostasis. The transcript has 3 exons. NCBI's taxonomy places the organism in Eukaryota, Metazoa, Chordata, Chondrichthyes, Rajiformes, Rajidae. The coding region runs from base 226 to 837 and encodes 203 amino acids. Gene Ontology annotation, cellular component: cytoplasm. Gene Ontology annotation, molecular function: ferric iron binding; ferrous iron binding. The record is from RefSeq and is a predicted model, not a curated record.